CGGCACCACUCCGCCUCAUCGGGGAACGAUGGCGUUGGAAGGAGCUGUCAAGCUGGAGGCUGGACUUGAUAUCGUCAAAGAUCGGAUCAGAGGGGCGCCCAUUGGUAGGCUCAUGCCUCAGGCAACUCAAACAUCCAAGCAUGAGAUCAUCCGUUCUUGUCUGUGAGAGUGAUGCAGGCAUGUUUAUUGCGGAUGCGCUGGCGAUGCCGGCACACUGGUACUACGAAAGACCCAAUAUCUUCAAGCGCUUCGGUCCUGACGGCGUGACUGCGUAUCUGCCGGCUGAGAGCCCGCACUGGGAAUCCAUGGUCGAUGGCAUGACUUACAGGGGUGCGUGAGGUGCCCCACGCUAUCGCCAGGACAGAACAAGAAGGCCACACAUUCCAUCAAUAGACCUUCCUUGCAUGUGUUGUGGUUUGUAGGCUCGAUUGACAUUCUGCAUGACAAGCGUCGGUUCUACAACCGAGAGGGAGAGGUGUCUGGCGCCGACAGCCACGGCAACCGGCUCAUCGACCCGCCUGACAAGCGCACCCACUAUCAUGACGGCCUGCAGGCGGGACAGAACACACACACCAUGGCCUCCGUUAAGGUGCUGCUGGACAGCAUCACAGAGAGGGGCGGAUAUGAUGCUGAGGGAUUCAUCGACCGGUGGAUAGACUUCCAUACGACACCAGGCCGCAACACGUGAGUAUUCUGCACGGCCUGCACACACCAACACACCGAUGGCUGACUCAUCCCUACUAUCUGGGCGUGGUGUGCAGUGACACGUAUCUCGAGAUUUAUGUGCGCCGGUUUUUCGAGAACCUGAGUGAGGGACGGCCCAAGAUGCAAUGCGCCGAGGACCAGAAGAAUCGCUGGUCGAUCGGCAGCCAUACUGGUGUCGUCUUCUGCGUCAUUCCUUUCCUCUUCACUCUCAUGCAGGUCAGGUGUGUUGGGCGGGAGGGAGGGAGGCCAAUAAGCACAUACAGCAGACAGCGCAUUUAUACAGCAGACAGCACAUUGCACACGCUUCCGUUGAUCAGGGUCUGGAGAGGACGGCAGACGGGCGCCUGCAGCUACCGCCCGCUGCCCUCUCUCGCGCAUUGGAAGUGGCCCUCAGCCAUCAGCGACUGACGCAUGUGUCGGUCAACGUCACUAGCGCCUUCACGGCCCUUGCGCCGCUUCUCGUCGACCUGCUCUCUGCACCAGACGGCCUCGGGCCUGAUGAAUAUCGGAAGAUGUUGCAGAAGAACGCCAAGGCAUUCCACCUGCCCAGAAUCACUGGUACGCAGCUGAGUGUGUAGUGCAGCUUCAGGGACAACCGUGUGUGUGUGUGUGUGUGUGUGGAGGUGCUGAGUUGAUGGACCGAUACAGAGAGGCCAAUGGGCCGUUCAACAUCCCCACAGACGAGAUGUGGAAACUCCACACAGGUGGGUAACAAACAGGCACCGCACCGCCACACUCCCUCCCUCCAUCUCUCCCUCCCUCCAUCCCCUUCCGCUUCACUGUCUCUCCAUCGCUGCAGACCUCAAGGACGAGCCGUUUGAUCUGUCCGACACUCUCCUGGCCUCACAUUCGCCCGAGUCCUUCAUCGGCGACAUCGUAACGUCGGCAUGCUACACGGAGCACGGCCUCCCAGCCGUGCUCUUCAUGGCCGCCAAGAACGCAGGUGACGGUCACUUUGCGGACGCGGUGCUGUGCAACGUCAAUGUGGGAGGCGACAGCACGGGCCGAGGGGCCAUCCUUGGCGCAGUCAUGGGCGCCAUGGUGAGGAAAGAACAGCUAGCUGUGUAUGAGUGUGGUGGUCGGGCGUGUGCAUGUGUGUUGUUUGGUGUAGGUUGGCUUUGAGAGAAUUCCUGGGUGGCUGAAGGAUGGUCUGGAUGACGGCAAGGGGCUGAUCGAGUGCAUUGCCGACGUUGUAGAAAUUGCGGCCAAAGGGCUGGCUUGACCUAGUUCGGCUUUGGACGGUGUCUUCGUCGCCUCGCUGUGUACGUCUUUAUGCGUGCAGACUCUCUGCAUUUGGAUGUGUAUGUCAUUCGGGUAAUCAACAAGUCAAGCAUCUUCAUUCGUUAAUCGAGUUGGUCUUGACUCUCAAGA
Messenger RNA from Vitrella brassicaformis, 2076 nucleotides. Lineage: Eukaryota; Vitrellaceae. The record is from the annotation of a GenBank genome assembly.